Molecule: messenger RNA, 2264 nt
Organism: Alligator sinensis (Chinese alligator)
Lineage: Eukaryota; Metazoa; Chordata; Crocodylia; Alligatoridae
Gene: CLPTM1
Product: CLPTM1, transmembrane protein
Exons: 13
Coding region: 1-1893 (630 amino acids)
Cellular component (GO): membrane; endomembrane system
Source: RefSeq, a predicted model, not a curated record
AUGGCGGCGCCGGAGACGGAGGGGGUGGUGGGUACCGUGCCCGGCCCGGAACAGUGUCUCCUUCUGCUCUUCUGUAGGAUCUUUAUCAUUUGGGCCAUCAGCAGCUGGUUCCGCCGUGGGCCGGCACCACAGGACCAGACAAGCGCUGGGGGAGUACCCCGGGCUCCCAGCCGCAACCUCUUCCCUAAGGACACUUUAAUGGACCUCUACGUAUACAUCUCCGAGCACGAGCACUUUACAGAUUUCAACGCCAGCUCUGCACUCUUCUGGGAGAAGCGGGAUCUCGUCUACGGGGACUGGACCAGUGGCGAGAAUGCGGAUGGCUGCUACGAGCACUCCGCGGAGGUGGACGUUCCUGAGAGUGUGCAGCGGAACGGCUCCAUCUACAUCCACGUGUACUUCACCAAGAGCGGCUUCCACCCGGAUCCCAGGCAGAAGAACCUGUACAGGCGGCUUGCCACCGUGCACACAUCACGGAUGAUAAACAAGUACAAGCGACGGCGGUUCCAGAAAACCAAGAACCUGCUGACUGGGGAGACGGAAGCUGACCCGGAAAUGAUCAAGAGAGCUGAGGACUACGGCCCUGUGGAGGUGAUCUCGCACUGGCACCCCAACCUCACGAUCAACAUCGUGGACGACCACACACCGUGGGUGAAGGGCAGCGUGCCGCCUCCACUGGACCAGUACGUGAAGUUCGACGCAGUCAGUGGCGACUACUACCCCAUUCUCUACUUCAAUGACUACUGGAACCUGCAGAAGGACUACUUCCCCAUCAAUGCAUCGCUGCAGCACCUGCCCUUCCGCCUCUCCUUCUGUCCACUCUCCCUGUGGCGCUGGCAGCUCUACGCUGCCCAGAGCACCAAGUCCCCUUGGAACUUCCUGGGCGAGGACCUGUACGAGCAGUCAGAUGAGGAGCAGGACUCCGUGAAGGUCGCCCUCCUGGAGACCAACCCAUACCUGCUGGCCCUGACCAUCGUCGUGUCCAUCGUGCACAGCAUAUUUGAGUUCCUCGCGUUCAAGAAUGACAUCCAGUUCUGGAACAGCCGGCAGUCCCUGGAGGGGUUGUCCGUGCGGUCCGUGUUCUUUGGGGUGUUCCAGUCCCUCGUGGUUCUGCUCUACAUCCUGGACAAUGAGACCAACUUUGUGGUUCAAGUCAGCGUCUUCAUAGGGCUCCUCAUCGACCUCUGGAAGAUCACCAAAGUCAUGGAUGUCCGGCUGGAUCGAGACAACAAAGUUGCAGGGGUCUUCCCACGCCUGACCUUCAAGGACAAGUCCACCUACAUCGAGUCAUCCACCAAAGUCUACGAUGAUAUGGCAUUCCGGUACCUCUCAUGGAUCCUCUUCCCCCUGCUGGGUUGCUACGCCGUGUACAGCCUGCUGUACCUGGAGCACAAGGGCUGGUACUCGUGGGUGCUGAGCAUGCUCUACGGCUUCCUCCUGACCUUCGGCUUCAUCACGAUGACGCCUCAGCUCUUCAUCAACUACAAGCUGAAGUCCGUGGCCCACCUGCCAUGGCGGAUGCUUACCUACAAAGCGCUCAACACCUUCAUCGACGACCUCUUCGCCUUUGUGAUCAAAAUGCCCAUGAUGUACAGGAUAGGCUGCCUCCGAGACGAUGUUGUCUUCUUCAUUUACCUCUACCAGCGCUGGAUCUACCGGGUGGAUCUCUCGCGCGUCAACGAGUUUGGGAUUAGCGGGGAGGAGCAGGUCUCGCAGACGCCGCCAGCAGCUGCCCUGGCUGAUGGGGCUGUCCCCGCGCUGCCUGCAGAGCCUGCCAGCAGCGCCCCAGACGCCCGGACGGAGGGGCCAGCCAACGGCACGCUGGUAGUACCAGAGGAUGCGGGCACAGGCUCCCCGGGGGAGAAAACGGCAGAAGACAAGAAGAAGGAUUAACCCGCCUAACUUGAUUUUUAAAAAGGCCCAAGUUGACCCUGCGGUGGGGACCGGACAGAGCGAAGGCGGCCGCAGCCUCCCUCAGCUCCAAAGCUUUUCUCUUGUCCCCAGUAUGUGCUGGGGGAGGGGGCAGACGUCCCUGUGCUGUGCUGUGUCCGAGGGCGCGCCCUGUGUCUGUAUUUAACGUCAGCCCCAUCCCGUAAUCAUUGUGAGCUCCAUUCCAUUGUGGCGGUGUGUAGGACGUUGUCAGGAGUUGCUCAGAGUCGUGUCUCUUCCAUAACGAGAGCUGAUCCCCUGCGAGGCCCCAUCUCCUCGUUACACUCUACUACGGACUCUGGAUUUAAUAAAUUCAUAUGGGUGUUUAAGUUAAA